Messenger RNA from Colletotrichum destructivum, 2087 nucleotides. RefSeq names its product Putative major facilitator superfamily, MFS transporter superfamily. Gene Ontology annotation, biological process: transmembrane transport; basic amino acid transport. The coding region runs from base 108 to 1835 and encodes 575 amino acids. The transcript has 7 exons. NCBI's taxonomy places the organism in Eukaryota, Fungi, Ascomycota, Sordariomycetes, Glomerellales, Glomerellaceae. The record is from RefSeq and is a predicted model, not a curated record. Gene Ontology annotation, cellular component: fungal-type vacuole membrane. Gene Ontology annotation, molecular function: basic amino acid transmembrane transporter activity.
UGAUCCCGGCAGUGUCAAACUCUGAAAAUCAAUGACACCUUAAGUAUCUUCGACCCAUCGGUUCGCGGCUCUUCCUGUCUCCUUUACAAACCCCGAUUUGAAUCAUCAUGGCUCGCCAAAAGACGUUGCGCGAUGGCGAAGACGCAGCACGAGCGGUCGACGAAAGGUCGCCGCUGCUGUCAAAUGCUCGACGGGAGUCGAGCUCGUCAGUGGUUGGCGAUGGAUGCGUCGAUGUCGAACGAGAAGCGCACGCUGCUACCGUGGACACCAGUCCUUCGGGCAGGGGGAUCCCGACGGCGGCUGUUGUAAAGAUCGUGGCAAUCCUGCUUAUCGGGACUUUCACUGCCAAUGCUGAUGGCUCACUGGUGAUGGCGACGCACCCGACCAUUGCCUCGGAGUUCGACGACCUGGAAAAUUCGAGUUGGCUCUUCGUCGCCUUCGCGCUUGCCGGAGCGGCAACACAGACUCUGUACGGCAAGCUCAGUGACAUAUACGGGCGACGUGCCCUGCUCAUGGUGGCUUACUUGUUGUUUUCCAUUGGAUGCGCGUUGGUCGGAGUUGGCCGCACAAUGUGGCAGGUCGUUGUAGGCCGAGUGAUAUCGGGGUCUGGCGGUUCAGCUCUGAACGUGCUUGGCCUUCUCCUGAUCACAGAUCUCGUUCCGCUCCGCGAUGUGGCGGCAUGGCAGGCUGGCGUGAACCUUGCCGCGACCUUGGGACGGAGUCUUGGCGCCCCCGUGGGAGGUUGGCUUGCCGAUACCAUUGGAUGGCGAUGGUCUUUUCUUGGACAGGCGCCCAUCUUUCUGGUGGCGGUUCUGUUGUGUUGGUUCUUUCUGCCUGAGGGAAAGCCCGGUGAGAAAGAAGACGCGGCCGAAGAAACGGUCACAAAGCCGGGGGAAGCGAAGGCGAGUCCCCUCGCGAAGGUCGACUUCUUGGGUGCCGCACUGCUGGCGCUGUUCCUUCUUGCUUUCCUCUUACCGAUCGAGAUUGGAGGCACCAAGGUCCCCUGGACGCACCCCCUCAUCUUUGUUUUGUUCGGCGCGGCAGCUAUUCUCGGCGGACUUUUUGGCGCGGUGGAAGAAUGGUGGGCCAAAGAACCCAUCUUCCCUCUGGAGCUCCUCAAGCACCGCGACAUCGUCCUGACGUACGUCAUCACGGGCGCCCAGGUCGCUGCCCAGCUCGGUCUUAUGUUCUCGGUGCCGCUGUACUUCCAGGUGACGCAGAGAGUGUCAAACACAAUUGCUGGUCUUCACCUCUUCCCCGCUGUUGCCGGCAACGCAAUCGGCGGCGUGCUUGCGGGAUACCUCAUCAAAAGGACCGGACGAUACAAGUCUCUCCUAAUCAUCGCAACGAUUGCGUCGUCGUUCUCCUAUUUCCUGCUGCUCCUCAGGUGGCACGGAGACACCAACGUGUGGGAGUCGCUAUACAUCGUGCCGGGCGGCUUCGGGGCGGGCCUCGUGCAGUCAGCGGGAAUCAUCAGCGUCCAGGCUGCCGUGAACCCAAAACACAAGGCUGCUGUGACGUCGGGAAUAUUCUUGACAUUCCAAAUUGGCAUGAUCCUGGGCCUCGCGUGCGUGAGCGCGGUGAUGAUGGAGACAAUGAGGUGGAGGCUGGAUGCGCUGCUGAAGGGCAUGGACCUCGGGGCGAUGGCGAGGAAGGCGAUCAUCGAGAAGGCAACAUCGAGCGUUGACUUCAUCGACCACGCCGACAGCGGAAUAGCGAACGCGAUUGUCCAGUCCUACGUCGAGGGUCUGGGGUUCAGCCACGGCGUUUCGCUCAUUUCGUCGGUGCUUGGACUCAUUGCGGCCAUUUUUCUCAGGGAACACAAGCUGCAAUGAUUUUAUCUGUCUUCUGUUUGUUUUCUGUUUGUUUACCGGCAAGUAAGAAAAUGCUGCUGUGACACGGUUUGAACAUAGCGUGCACGCAUCGGGCGUUGCUGAGUCCAGCAUUGGCAGGUUGUGAUGGAAUUUGAAGAUCAUUUCAACAAGAAGAGAGAAUAUGAGCGAAUAGCGUAUCUAUAUCUAGACAGAAAGAGACGUCCAGUUUGCGAUUCGGAAUCGAUCUGAUGGCAAAGUAAGAUAUCGAGUAUC